Synchiropus splendidus (mandarinfish) is the source of this 3935-nucleotide messenger RNA. It is a transcript of the gene ush1c, whose product is annotated as Usher syndrome 1C. NCBI's taxonomy places the organism in Eukaryota, Metazoa, Chordata, Actinopteri, Syngnathiformes, Callionymidae. Gene Ontology annotation, biological process: sensory perception of sound; inner ear receptor cell stereocilium organization; inner ear morphogenesis. Gene Ontology annotation, molecular function: protein binding. The transcript has 26 exons. Gene Ontology annotation, cellular component: cilium; stereocilia ankle link complex; photoreceptor inner segment. The record is from RefSeq and is a predicted model, not a curated record. Bases 100 to 3075 code for a protein of 991 amino acids.
CUUGACUCUCUGACCCCGGUCGCUCUCACGCAGGAUUCGGUCCAAGUUCUCUGGAAACAGGUCCGUAUUGUCUUGUUACCGACGGCCUUUCCUUGAGGGAUGGAACGUAAGGUCGCGCGCGAAUUCAGACAUAAGGUCGAGCUGCUGAUUGAAAAUGAGGCAGAAAAGGAUUACCUGUAUGACGUCCUCCGCAUGUACCACCAGUCGAUGGAUUUGCCUGUUCUUGUUGGGGACUUAAAGUUGGUCAUCAAUGAACCAAAGCGCCUACCUCUCUUUGAUGCCAUCCGACCUCUGAUCCCACUCAAACACCAGGUCGAGUACGACUUGCUUACGCCCAAGAGAUCCCGAAAACUCAAAGAGGUGCGUUUGGAUCGCAUGCAUCGGGACGGACUUGGUCUGAGUGUCAGAGGAGGGCUGGAAUUCGGCUGCGGUCUCUACAUUUCACAAAUUGUUAAAGAUGGUCAGGCUGACAAGGUGGAUCUGCAGGUCGGGGAUGAGAUUGUUCGGAUCAACGGCUACUCCAUUUCUUCCUGUAUCCACGAGGAGGUCAUCAGUCUCAUCAAGGCCAACAAGAUUGUUUCACUCAAAGUCAGACACGUUGGGAUGAUCCCUGUGAAGAGCUCAACAGAGGAGCCCCUCAAAUGGCAGUACGUCGACCAGUUUGUCUCUGAAUCUGGAGAGAAGAAAUCAAGUGUGGCAGGCUUGGCCUCGAUCGGAGGUAAAGAAAUCAAGGAGAAGAAGGUUUUCCUCAGCCUGGUGGGCACUACCGGCAUGGGCAUCAGCAUCUCCAGCGGCCCUACUCAGAAGCCAGGCAUCUACAUCAGCAACGUGAAGCCGGGCUCUCUUUCUGCAGAAGUGGGACUGCAGGUUGGCGACCAGAUUGUGGAGGUCAAUGGGGUGGACUUUACUAAUGUGGACCAUACUGAGGCUGUGAGAGUGCUGAAGAGCAGCAGGAGUCUGACCAUCACUGUCCUGACUGGAGCGGGCGCCGAGCUGUUCAUGACAGAUGAGGAGCGUUUGGCAGUAGAGGCGCGCAGGGAGCUGGACAGGCAGGAGUUGAUGCACCAGAAGAGGGUCGCCCUGGAGACCAACAAAAUCCUAAAGGAACAGCAAGAGAUGGAGAGACAGAGGAAGAUGGAGAUCUCUCAGAAAACUGCAGAGGAAGAAGCCCGCUAUAAAAAGGAGAUGGAGAGGAUUGAGGCUGCGGAAAAGAAACAGUACAGGGAGUGGACCGAAGACUGGGGAGCCCAGGAGAGACCGAAGAGUCCUAAAAGUCCCCGCACACCUAAGAGUCCGUCUCCUGCUCCACCUGAAGCUAAAACUUCCCAAAAAGCCAAAAGUUCUCCAUUUGGCUGGUUUUACCGCUAUGAAGGAAAGCUGCCAUCUCUACGUAAGAAAGGUGACAAGAAGAAGAAAAAGAAGAAAACCUCCAACACAGACACGCUGCAGGAGCUGAGGAAGAACAAGAAGGAGAUGGAGUUUGAGCUCAAACUGGCCAAGGAGAAGGAAGAAAUGUAUGAGAAAGAGAAGCAACUGAAAAUUAAUAGGCUCGUGCAGGAGGUUUCAGAGACAGAGAGAGAAGACCUGGAGGAGUCUGAGAAAGUGCAGCACUGGGUCGAGCGUCUUUGUCAAACUCGCUUAGAGCAAAUCUCCUGUGUGGAGAAUGAGUCACCUGAGUUGUCACCGCCUCGCUCUCCUGGAUCCGAGCCCAGUGUGAAGCGGUUCCCUGGGGGGCUCCACUUGGCCACCACUGACCUGGAUGACAUUAACUUGGAUGAGGUGGACCAGAGCCUGAGAGGCCCUAUGAAGCGACUCGCUCCCACCCAGCCCAGCAGCAGCCAACCUCCACCUCCCUUACCUCUCCCUCCACCUUCACCCAAGCUGAACCCAACCAUCCCCAAUUACUCUGCCCCUCCCCAACAAGCGCUCCCCCAGCGCCGAGCACCUUCUCCCCCCAACACUAGGAAGCAGCCAUCUGCUCCGUCCACCUUAAGGAACCAUGGCCGCCAGCCUCACCCGACUUACCACCCGUCUCGACAGAUUUCACGUCAUCCCACCUCUCGCUAUCCUCCGGCGUCUCAGGCAUCACGACCCCCUUCUUCCCCGCAGCCUGCCCCUCGACCUCCUCCACCGCCACCUCCUCCUCCACCCCCACCUCCUCCGCCUCCACCACCUCCUCCACCGCCACAGCAGUCAGAUUCCAGAGUUGGCGCCCUGAACGGGUAUCGACAGCAUCAUCAUCAACAUCAUGUCCAGCAACCCCCCAGCCCCCCGGAACACAGGAGUGAGUGGGAAACGGGUGGCUACCUCCCCCGUGGAGGCCUUUACUCCUCCAACACCAGUGAGAUGUCUUACCCCUCAAGUCCCAAGGUAAUGAGAAAUACCUCCCAUGCCAGUCGAAUUUCCUCUUCAAGCAACCCCUUGCAACUCGCUCCCAGCCCGCCCAACCAGCGGCGCCAGACGGCGCCUGUCAUGUCAAAGCCCGUCAUGUUGCCGCAGUCCCAAACCACUAGACCAGAACCACACAGAGCUGCUCACCGCUCUGACGGCCUGCCGCCUGAAAUGUUGAAACGGAUGGUGCCCUACAACACGUCUUUUAAAUCAAACAACAAGCGAAAAGGCUUUCAGAAGUAUGUGGAAGAUUUUGACCCCCACUCCAUGUUUUCGGCUGACCAGAUAGCAGGACGUGACGUGAGGCUGCUGCGGAUUAAAAAGGUGGGGCAGCUGGACCUGGCUCUGGAAGGUGGCGCUGACUCACCUUUGGGGAAGUUAGUCAUCUCGUCUGUGUAUGAAGGUGGAGCAGCAGAUAAACAUGGUGGGGUUGUACCUGGAGAUGAGCUGAUGGCGGUGAAUGGAAAGAUCUUGAUCAAUGCCACCUUGACUGAAGGUCAAAACUCCUUGGCCAGAGCCUGGAACAGUGGAGGGGACUGGAUUGAUGUUGUCAUUGCAGUUUCACCGCCAAAAGCAUAUGAAGACGAAGUCCCAAAGUCAGCAUCAGUCAGUCCCACUGUCAACAGGCCGGCGUUUGAAGGCAGCGCGUCUCUGUACAGACAUGGCUACCUCCUUCGUCCUUAACUCACCUGCCACCUGGUAAUUGAGUGGGCUUCACUGCCUCCCUCUUCUUUCCUGCCUGUCGGAGGGAAGAUUUGGUGUGACACGUGUUUGUGUGGCCUCACUUUUCAACCACGUGUGACACUCACUGUCAAUCAGAAAGAACUUGAAGGAGCAGCAUAUAAUCGGAUUCAUGUGAAAAAGCUCUCAGCAAAUGGUCAUCCACCAAUUCCUGCGUCUUUUUCCAAGCAAAAAUCCUCAGUGUUUCACCAACAAACAUCACGGUGUUGACAGCUCACAUGACGUGUGGCCCAUGUUACUGUAUGUCUUCCACAAAACAGUCCAGUAAGUCAAAUAUAAACUCACAUGUGCAGCCUCUGCGGUAUUUUCCAGCGUCAUCAGGUCACGGACGCUCAUGAAAGAGACACUUGACUUCUGCCGGCCCACACCAGUUGUUCUGAUUGAUGUUGCUCCAUGGGACUGUGACAUGUUCUGACUUCACUUGGUGACACCGUGUGCUUCUCUCACAGUCCACUCCACGAGCUCUCCGGCUUUCGUCUGGUUUGAUGUGUGCUGAUCUCACUUCCAGCUGUUUUGUCUUUUAAAUGUGUCGCGAGAGGGCACAGUUGAGAGUAAUAAUUCAAGAGAAAUGUGAAUGCAUUUUCAACAGAAGGAUGUCCUUGUUUGGCCUUGCUAUACAUCAGUGCUGUUCAGUAGUUAACAAUGGCCGACACAAGCUGAUCGAUAAACUGAGCACUGGCCAGCAUCCUGUCUGUUGAAAACCUCUUCUAGGUGAAUCACUCAGGUUAUUGAUUUUUCUCACCUCUUAAAUCAGCACGUGGAACUGGGAAGCAGUGAGAAACUACAGCUUGAUUCCUCUGCGG